AUGCCUCCAAUGGCAUUGUCCCUGUGGUCUCGCGGCUGCGAUGGAGAUGAGAACUCCUCGUCCUGCGAGAAGCCUGUGAAUAACUUCACCAAGAGUGGAAUUCCCGCCAUCAUUGCUGGGAUUUUGUUCCUGGGCGCAGCCGGCGUCUGCUGUUAUUUCCUCUAUCGCAAUAAGAAGCGAGAUGCCGAAGAAGCAAAGGCGGAUCAAAAGUGGCACCAAAGCGACCUUUAA
Messenger RNA from Aspergillus alliaceus, 231 nucleotides. RefSeq lists its product as uncharacterized. NCBI's taxonomy places the organism in Eukaryota, Fungi, Ascomycota, Eurotiomycetes, Eurotiales, Aspergillaceae. The coding region runs from base 1 to 231 and encodes 76 amino acids. The transcript is spliced from 2 exons. The record is from RefSeq and is a predicted model, not a curated record.